This is a messenger RNA of Populus trichocarpa (black cottonwood), 2665 nucleotides long. RefSeq names its product non-functional pseudokinase ZED1. Gene Ontology annotation, cellular component: plasma membrane. The transcript has 4 exons. The record is from RefSeq and is a predicted model, not a curated record. Gene Ontology annotation, molecular function: ATP binding; protein serine/threonine kinase activity. Lineage: Eukaryota; Viridiplantae; Streptophyta; Magnoliopsida; Malpighiales; Salicaceae. Gene Ontology annotation, biological process: protein phosphorylation; cell surface receptor signaling pathway. The coding region runs from base 558 to 2261 and encodes 567 amino acids.
ACAUUCAUCCGUCCAUUGACUUCGGGUUAAGCCCACAGCCACUCAACUCGGCACCUCUUGGGCGUUUUCUUCACCCUUGAUCUUGUUGUCAAGAGCUUGCAAACAAACAGUGUAAGUUGUUAUCAUUUGCUUUGUCUUCGAAUCCCACUAUUCUUUUUUCCAUUCUUACAUCUUCCUUUGAUUUGUUAGUUUCAAUGUUGUUUCUUUUCUGUUCAUGGAAAUGUCUGGUUUCUUUCGAGUCUUUAGGAAUUCUUAUCAGUUUCCGACCAUUUUGUUGGAUUCUUUCACAAAACACGGUUGUGGCUCUCUUAAUAGUUUGCUUAGCUGAUUGAUGUUCAGCAGAACGCAAGAAAAUGCAAUGUAAAAAUUGGUGGUGAUCCAUUGACACAAAUUCUUGCCAUGAACAACUAAUUUUGAGUAUUGCGAUAAGAAACUUGCAUGUACUUGUGAAAAUUGCAUGAUUGAGAGGCUUCUUGAAGGAUCAGUUUCAUCAUGGUUUUAUAACUACAAUUUUAUUCUGUCAGUCAUUGAUUUUUUUGGUAGUCAGGUUGUUGCCAAUGGCUGCUGAAAGAAAGAGAUUAUUCAUUACGAAUGGAAGCUUGUUGCAAGAGAAGUUAAUCUCCUCGAGUAAUGGUAGAUAUUAUCCCUUCCAUAACUUCUCAAUUGAAGAGCUUGAGAAAGCAACAAACAACUACGCUCCUCAUUGCUUUCUUAGCUAUAAUCUCCUUGGUACAUGGUACAAAGGUUCUCUUGAUGGCCGAGUUCUCUCUAUUUGCAUACCUCGCUAUCCAAAUGUUCAGGCAUCGCGUAAUCAGAUUAUUAAUGAGAUUGUGAAUGAUGUUGCAAUAGCAGCUCAGUUGAGUAGGCAGAGAAAUUUUUUGAGGCUUAUAGGAUGUUGUCUUGAGACCCCAGUUCCGCUUUUAGUUUAUGAAUCUGUCAAACGAGGAAAUGUCUCCGAGCAGAUUCAUGUCACUGGAGAGUUUCACUCUCAGCCUAUGACAUGGAAAUGCAGGUUAAAGAUUGCAAGGGAAAUCGCUCAUGCAGUGUCUUAUCUUCAUACGGCAUUCUCAAGACCUAUCGUUCAUAGAGGGAAUUGCCUCAAAUAUCAUGUUAAAUGCCAUAGCAUUAAUGAGGUAGUGGACUAUAGAAUUCUUGCAGGAGGAGGGAUUAAUGAGCAACAACAAUGGCAAGCUGCAGUGGAGCUUGCUCUCAAAUGCCUGGAGACAAGUAAAGAUAAGAGACCGGCUAUGGAAGAAGUUACAAAAAUACUUUGGCAAAUUGAAAGGUCCCUGGCAACAUUCCCAGAAAGACAUAGCUCAGUCUAUGACGAUGGAAGGAUAUUUAUGGAGGAAAUGAUUGCUUCUUAUGAGGGCAGGUGCCAUGUUCUCCAAAGUUUCUCUGGCGAAGAGCUAAAAAAGAUGACAAACAAUUAUCAUCCUGAUUACAUUUUCUGCUGUAGCAACAUUGGCAUAUGGUACAAAGGUAAUACAGAAAAUGGAAAUAUAUCCAUGUACAAGAUUAGUAAUGUGAAUUGGUGUGAGCAUGUCAAGAAUGAAUUCAAGUUUGCUGCAGAGUUGAGUUCUCAUAAGAAUGUCUUGAAACUCUUAGGAUACUGCCUUGAGACCUCAAUUCCAACUCUAGUUUAUGAAUCCACGGGGAAUGGAACACUUUUUGAUGAAAUUCACUUCCAUCCUGCACCUUUUUCUUUUCACAUUAGGUUAGUAAUAGCAAGACAGAUAGCUGAUCUAGUUGCAUAUCUCCACACGGAACUCUCUAUACCCAUUAUCAGCAAGAACAUAAAAUCUGCAAAUAUUUUCCUGGAUAAACAUCAUAUUCCCAAGCUUUCCAAUUUUUCACAAUCUGUUCAAAUCAUUGACGGUGAAGCAUUCCCAACAAAUCAAAUUGAGGGGACCAAGGGAUAUAUGUCCCCUGAGUAUAUAACUGAAGGUAUAGUCACUCAGGAAUUUGAUGUAUACAACUUCGGUGUGCUUCUGUUUGAGCUUUUGAUAGGAUUGAGACUCUUUGAUCUAUUUCAUUUGGUUGAUAAGGAAGGUGGAUUAUUAUUGGAUCACCUUCAAAAUUUUGUUAAAUGGCAUAGCAUUAAUGAGGUUGUGGAUCCCAAGAUUCCAAAAAACGAAGAAGGGCACGAUGAGCAGCAGAAGUGGGAGGUUGUGUUAGAGCUGGCAUUCAGAUGCAUGGUGACUGCAAAGGAGGAAAGGCCAAAGAUGGUAGAAGUUGCAACUGAACUCAACAAACUUUAGAGGUCAUUCAAUUCAGUACUGUCACAGCAAGAGAGACAUUAGCCUCAGAGUGCGGAAAGCUGUAAAUGGAGGAGUUGAUUGCUUCCUACUAUAAGGGGCAUGAUUAUCCAGGGCUUAUCUGCAGAAGAGGAUGGUGACAAACAGUUAUGAUCCUUACAGUUUCUGUUGAAGCAACAUUGGCAUGUGGUACAAAGUUAAUAUGGGAAACACAAUCGUUACUCUGUGCAAGAUUAAUAGUAAUAAUUGGAGUAAGCAUGUCAGGAAUGAAUGUAAGAUUGCUGGCAAGUUGGUUGCUCAAACAGUUUCUUGAAGCUCUUAGAAUGCUGGCUUGAAAUUAAUUUCCAGCUCUGCUAUAUGAAUAUGCCGAGAAUGGAACAUUCUCUCAACAGAAUCACUUCCUUUCA